Aquila chrysaetos chrysaetos is the source of this 5638-nucleotide messenger RNA. It is a transcript of the gene ARSG, whose product is annotated as arylsulfatase G. Bases 3998 to 5614 code for a protein of 538 amino acids. Gene Ontology annotation, molecular function: arylsulfatase activity. The record is from RefSeq and is a predicted model, not a curated record. The transcript has 12 exons. NCBI's taxonomy places the organism in Eukaryota, Metazoa, Chordata, Aves, Accipitriformes, Accipitridae.
GGGGCGUGAUGCGGGGCUCCAGCCACCCGGAGGAAUCGGGCAGACGGCCCCCCGGACCUCUGCCCGGCUCGUUCCCGCAAGCUGCAGGCUGCCAUAGGCUCCGAGGUUACGGACAGAUGUAGGGUAUGGAACCCGGGCGGGCACCCAAUCUUUUCUUUCCUCCCCUUCUGCAGCUGUGCCGCUGGCACCCACCACAGAGCCCUCCCGCCGCCCACCCCGCCUGGCAGGGCAGACCCCGGCAGAGUUGGUUCUGGUGGCACAGGAGAGCUGGAAGAGCCCGCACAUGCGCCGGCACCGCCAGCCAGCUCCUUCCCACUAAGGUCACCCACUGCCCCGCAGAAACCAGUGCUCCCGCAUGUUCAUAGCACAUCUUCAAAGCUAUAGCAUCACCCGUUCCCAAGGCCUCCUGGAGACAAGGGUGUCCAGCAGCAGAGGGUUAUCUUCAGAAUGCUCUGGGCAGAUUUCUGGCCACCCUUCUCCCCGGGAACCUUGUGCCUGGCUGGAUGCGUGCCUGUCCCACGAUAGGGCAGACCCACUGGGCCCUGGGAGCGGGUACCUGGCCCCUGCCUGCGUGGGCUCUGCCUGGGAACCAUCACCUCACGCUUGAAACUGGAUUACAACAUCAACGGUGUGCAUCGGUCAGCCUCAUUUUUGAACUUCCUCGCAGGAUGAGUUUCACAAGCGUACGUUAGUUUGUGUUUCAGCUGUUGCUGUAGAUACGGUAGCUUCUGUCUGUGCGUGUUUUCUUGUUUUUCUCAUCUUUCUACGGUCUUACAGACGUAAAAACUGAAGGAGCACAUAAGUUCAGGGUUUCCAAAGGAAACUGUGGUCUGAGACAUGCAAAGAAAUGUCAGUGGCAGAGAGUUAUACUUGUGGUUAGUAACUGUUUAUUUGUUUUGCUAAGUAGAAGCAGGUGUUACAGAAGAGUCAGGGUAUUUGGGGAAAGAGGCAGAAGGGUUGCAUUGCUCACACGGGUUGGGGGUUGAAAACCUUCUAGCCAGUAUUAACUGUAUUGUUUUUAAAGACAAGAAGCAGAAUGCAGUGGAGAGAGAGAAUGAUUUUGCUUUAGUCUUUCAACAUGAAGGUUAAAAUCUUUCAACUUUCUUGUUUCAUUUUCGUUUAAUGUGUUACAUCUUGAAGACCUUACUAUCAAGGAAUGCAUGAAGGUGAUAGCAGGACGGUGGCAGGAACCCAAAUGUGUUCACCAAAACCCCUACAAGCAUCCAAGGACAGCCGCAAGUGGUUAUUAAAUUGCCUUGAUGUGCUGCAGGACUAAAGCGUAUAAGCGGAGUGUAUAGUAUAUGCUGAAAAGCUCAUGUAUUUAAAGGGUUACUUUCUGUCAUUUACUAUGGACUAUUUUAAAAUUUACUGUCUGACAAGAAACUACCAGUGCACUAAAAAUUCUUCACUGAAAAGCUAAUGUUUGUAUCAUCUCUUGGCUGACACUGGUUGCUAACGUGGUGCUACAGUAUUUGGUCUCUGCUGAUGCCACGUGUAUCCAGGAACGUUUGUCUUCAUCACUCUUGGAACACUUCUUUUCUAAACAGGGUCUGGGGUGUGCUGUAUCCCACACAGCUGCAGGCGACUUGUGCGGUUUAAUUCUUUGUAUUUCAUAAGACUAAUAAUGAAAUUGCAGGAGUGAGCAUCCCUCUGUAGAAGUAAAAGGGUGUAUGCAGGUGGAAGGGGCAGCUAUGAAGGAACAGCUGGGUUUUGGGGUACUGGCACUAUGUGGGGAGAGGCAGUCUGUGAGCACGCGAUGCGUGCUGUCCCGAAAGGGAGUCUCCAAGUACCAGGAUCUGUCCAUAGCGUGGGUCGCAAGGAGAGGAGCGAAGUCCGGUUGCAUCUAAGAGUUUGCAUGAAGAUCAAGAGAAGAUGCCUUGAACUUUUAUCCAGGUUAUUUGCGUAGUUUCUCUUUUUUUUUUUUAAAUCAAGUUCACAGAUUUAAUUGGCACUUUGUGCAAGAGGUUUAAUUUCCUGUGUCAGGAUGUUAUUUUUAAUUACUGUGACCAGGAUUCGGUUAGGCUUCCGUUUUUCUUUACAUCACCCAGGUAGGAUGCUUCCUCCUCUGUGCUGGUAAAUUGACUCUCUUGUAACAGGGCCCCAAAUCAGGCUGACCAGGGAGAGUUCCCACUGGGCACAAUUUUCAGGAUUAAUUUUUGCUCUCUGCUUCACAAGUCUACUUGUGUGCUCCCUUCCUGCUCUUACACACUGUGAGCAAUCAAAUUAUCUAAAGUGUGUGAAUUAUCUGCUAUUAAAAGGACACACCAGAGUGCAUCUAUAUAUAUUUAAAAAAUUACUCUUUUGAAAUAGAAUCACUUAUACAUUUUGAUAUUUAUUGCUGUUGUUUCCUUGCUCAUUAAAAUUGAAUUUGAGAUAAAUAUAUAGUUUAUGCCCAGUUAUCACUUUACAAACUGUUAGCCGACCAGUUUGGUCCCCUCUGCUGUGCUGAAGAUGCUUUUUACCAAGGAGAAAUCCAACACAAAGGUCAGGCUGUGAGACCAGUGUCUAGUCCUUGAAGACAAACACCGAGGUUGAAAUUCUUGUCUCAUUCAAAGCUGUGCAAAAGAGAUUGAAUAAAAAUCUUUGAGAUGUGAAGAUACCAGUGUAGAUCUCUGAAGGGUAGGGGUUGUCUCAAUGAAAACAUUUUAUGAACUGAAGUUUGAACGUGGUUUUGUAUUUAAAUAUUUGGGUGACCUAUUUGCAUCAGGAUUUGCUCUAACUGCUGUUGAGGGAGCGGGUUUCCACCUUCUCUUUUCUGAGCGCUCUUGAUUGCAAUAUUGGAAGAAGCUGUGAAGGGCUCGGACUCCUUACCAGUGGAGGCAGGAGGAGAACAGCUAGCAAAAGGGAGAAGAAACACCUUUAUGCCUCCAGACUCCUUUCCAGGUACGGUUUAUUUAAUGUAUUUUAUUUCCAGCAGAGCACGGGGAAUUGUGUGAGUUCCCGAAAGAGGGAAAGUCUUGCAAGGCCGGCAAGGUUUCUGCGCAGGCGAGGGUGGACACGAGCGUCGCCGAAGCUGCGGUUCGGGGUUUUCGAGCUGCGACGGUGCGAGGGCAGGGACGAAACCCCUCGCUGGGUUACGUGCGGCUGAUGUUUGUUCGGAAAAGGGGCCGCGUUUCGCGAACGGCAAGCAAAUGACUGCGCGUCCUGUCGCGCAAGGGCUUGCUGGAGGUCGGGGAGCGGGUUCCUCCGGUGGUACCGAACAGAUGGGGGGGGGUGGGAUGUCUCCCCUCUCGUGCCCGCUCUCGCCCACGGGGGAUCGCCGGGGGGGGGGGGGGAUGGACCCUUUGCUGCGGGGCAGUGGGGUGACCGCCUCGGCUGGACUCCCCAGCCCGCGCUCCUCCCCUCGGCGUGGACGAGGACGGGGAGGAGCGGGGCUCCCGUGGUCACGCCGCGACGGGGAGGACUAAAACAUGGCAGGCAGCUCUGCGCCGAGAUGCUGUAGCAGCGCAAGGUGAAGGACAGACUGACAGCCACGGCAGUUAUUUCUCUGCCUGAAGCAAGGGAGGCCGACGCUUCGGUGAGCCGAAGAGCACGGUCUGCAGGGAAAGAGACGUUUGUCGGACGCGAACAUCCCCCGGCUGCGGUGAGGGGAGAGGAGCCGCUGCCACAGAUUGAGCACACUUCUGGAGCGAAAAAUACCGCUUUGGUUUGGUGUCUAAUUAGAUAUUUACCAGGAAGGAAGGAAAGUUAAAAAUAGGGUGACAGUGACUUCAAAGGGUGUUUCUGACUUCUAAGAAUAACACCUUUGCUGGCGCUGAUUUCAGGAAUAUCAGUUGGGUGCGAAAGACGGAGGAGACGUUGCAGCUCGGUCGGUAGCUAAGGGAGCAAACCUGGACCCCCCGACCCGGCCCCGCGGGAGCAGCUAAGGAGGGGACGUUUGCAUCGCUGCGAGGGCCCGUGGAGAACUCCGCUGCACCCGUGGGGACCCAGCGGAGGGGGUUUGGGGAAGAAGAAGCCGCCGGUACCCCGGCGCGGGUCGGAGGGGACGUGUGGCAUCAUGGGGACGCCCUCUCCGCGGGCGGUGCUGGUGCUCGCCGCGGCGCUGGCAGGGCUCUCGGCUCCCCGCGCGGCGUACGGGCAGCCCAACUUCAUUGUCAUCCUGGCAGAUGAUGUGGGCUGGGGGGAUCUGGGGGCCAACUGGGCAGAGACGAAGGAGACCCCGCAUUUGGAUGAGUUGGCUGCCGAAGGGACAAGGUUCGUGGAUUUCCACUCGGCCGCGUCCACUUGCUCCCCAUCCCGUGCCUCUCUGCUCACGGGGCGUCUCGGCGCACGCAAUGGCGUGACCCACAACUUCGCCGUCACGUCGGUCGGCGGCCUCCCCCUGAAUGAGACCACCCUGGCCGAGGUCCUGCGGGGGGCUGGGUACAGCACAGGGGCUAUAGGCAAGUGGCACCUGGGACACCACGGCCCCCAUCACCCCAGCUUCCGCGGUUUCGACUACUAUUUCGGGAUCCCCUACAGCCACGACAUGGGCUGCACGGACACCCCCGGCUACAACCUGCCACCCUGCCCGCCCUGCCCGCGGCGUGGCGUGGCUGCCAGGGUGGCGAGGAAGGACUGUUACACGGAGAUCGCCCUUCCUCUCUUGGAGAACGUCACCAUCAUCCAACAGCCCGUCAACCUCAGCAGCCUGGCAGCGCGCUACGUGGAAGAAGCAGCGCGGUUCAUCCAGCGGGCGAGCGACAGCGGACACCCCUUUUUCCUCUACCUGGCACUGGCCCAUAUGCACGUCCCGCUGGGGGUACCCCCGCUGCCGCCCCCCGCCUCGGGCAGGGGCAUCUACGGAGCAUCCCUGAGCGAGAUGGAUGCCUUGGUGGGACGGAUAAAGCAGGUCGCUGACAGCCACGGGAAAGGCGACACGCUCCUGUGGUUCGCAGGUGACAAUGGCCCCUGGGCACAGAAGUGCGAGCUGGCGGGACGCCUGGGGCCGUUCGUGGGGGCCUGGCAGAGGUGGCGAGGCGGGAGCUCGGCGAAGAAAACGACCUGGGAAGGAGGGCACCGGGUGCCGGCACUGGUGUACUGGCCCGGCCGCGUUCCUGCCAAGCGGACGAGCCACGCUCUGCUCAGCACCCUGGACAUCUUCCCUACGCUGGUGGCCCUGGCUGGGGCUGAGCUUCCCCCGAACAGGCGCUUCGACGGUUUGGACGUGUCCCCGGUUCUCUUCGGGUGGUCGGAUGUGGGGCACAAGGUUCUGCUGCACCCCAACAGUGGGGCAGCUGGGAAGGACGGUGAGAUAGAGACGCUACGGCUGGCUCAGUACAAGGCGUUUUACACCACAGGAGGGGCGAUGGCUUGCGAUGGGAGCAUCGGGCCAGCUGAGCAUCACCAGCCACCCCUCAUUUUCAACCUGGCUCGUGAUAUCCAGGAGCAGGAGCCUUUGGACGUGGCAUCCCGAGAGUAUCAGGCAGUGCUACCUGCAAUCAGCAGGGCUUACGCCCAAGCUCUGGAGGACAUCGCAACAGACAACGUCUCGGUUGCAGAUUAUUCCAAAGACCCGGCCGCGACCCCCUGCUGCAACGCGCGGCACGUGGCCUGCCGAUGCCAAGCGCCCGGCUCUCACGCGGCCGUGCUGGACCGUCGCACGGAAAGAAGAGCAACACGGCUUUGUCUUUAAGCAAAUAAUUGCUCAGGCUGCUCC